This is a messenger RNA of Durusdinium trenchii, 1001 nucleotides long. The record is from the annotation of a GenBank genome assembly. NCBI's taxonomy places the organism in Eukaryota, Dinophyceae, Suessiales, Symbiodiniaceae.
GGGCUUACCUUUCAAUGUACAAACAAGUUCCCAACUCCAUGAAAGCGGCGUCCGUUGAGUACUGCAGAUCUCGCGUGGAUCCCGAUGACCAGGGUGACCUGCCAGAUCGGCUGAUGCCUCUUUCCAGACUCAUGGGGAAGUUGUUGCGGUACAAACCAGAUUAUUUUCGCCGGAUGGGUGUCGUCAUGGACGCCGACGGCUGGGUGCCCCUGACCGAGCUCCUCUCGCUCGACGACUUUGUGGACUUCGCGGCUGCGGAUGUUCGUGAGGUGGUCAAGGAGAGCUACUCCAAAGACCAGCCACGGUUUGAGUGCCGCGAGCAAGGUGUGGAGAUUGCAAUGCGGCCACCUGGGUUGUUUCAAGUUCAAUCUGUUGACAACAACUGCCAAAUGAACAGCGGCCGCCUUGAAAUUCGAGCCCUGCACAAACGCGCAGCUGUGCGCUUUUCAAAAGGAAAUCGAAUGGAGUGGCGAAAACGGGCAUCUAGCCCUGAGCCUCCAUUGGUGGAAAGCCCCUUCGAGGAGGCCAUUCCAGUGCCUGCCAAGAGAAACAAGAUGCGAGGUGCUGUUGCGUCCGCGACCGAGCACUUCGACAUCAGUGAGGAAUGCACCAAGGAUGAUCCGGGCGACUUGCCUGAUGGUUUGUCAAGCAGUCACGUGGAGUGGGUGAGGUUUGAGCUCUCAGAGGGCGUCUUUGCCUGGUGGUGCACAAGAGACGAUGGCUCUGAAGACGGCUUUGUUGAGAUGAAUCCGGAGCCUUGGAGCUUGGUCACGCCCACACAGGUGCAAGAGUUGGAGCGACCAUGCUGGAUCAACGGAGAAGAUGGAGAGUACUUCUUCAUCAGCCCGCAGGAUACACCAGACGAGAGCGAACACAGAUGAUGGCGAACACAGAUGUGCUUGGCAAAAAGAGCUGGUUGAAGCCAGUUGGACCGUUGAGCUGCUGAGUUCUUUCGGCACCAAUGUGGACUGAAGGAGGCCCUGCCAUGUCCGAAGAAGGUG